AUUUUAAUUUUUAAUUAAUAAAAAAAUCUUUGUGUAUCUCAUUUUUUAAAGAAUUAUUCAUAAUUUCAUCAAAUGAUUUUAGGUAUUGAACGCUGCUAACAAGAGAAAAGUAUACAAUUGUGAUAUCUACAAACAUAUGAAUGUAAUUGUUUAGUUGCUGUCAUUUGACAGUUUAAUUUUGUUUUAAUUUCGUGUUAUCUUAAUUUCAAUUUUUGUUCAAUUUCUGUUCAAUGUGUGUUUAUCAUGGUUUCCGGAAACGAUUGUUUGCACGAUGAAACAGAAUCCUCGAAUAUAACGUCUUUGCAGACAGAUUCUAGUUGCAAGACUAGUACCAACGUCAAACAAUCUUCGCACGAAUCUGUCUGUCAAAAAGAUUCAUGUAAUAAUUUUCAACAGUUUAAUUGUGGGUAAAUCAGGUACAUAAUAAUUUAAAUAUAUAUAUAUAAUUUGGAUAUAAAUAUUAUAUUUAUUAAGUUAAAGACUGUAAAUGUCGAGAGAUACAUUCAAUUAUACAUGGAAUAUCUUCGGAAGAAAUCGAUCCUGUAGAGGAAUCAUACAAUAAAGAUCUACCGAAAGAUAAAAAUUUGUUAGAGCAGACGCUAUGCCAAUGUCACGGUCGUAAGAUGUAAUACAAAUACUUCCAUUCUAUGUAACAAUUAUUAAUUGACUAUUUCCUUUUUAUUUUCUAGCAGAGCUUAUACUUUACCUGUGAAGUACAAGAAUGGUAAAAACUUCAGUAUAUUUAAAUUAUUUACACUAUCGCUAAAUUUUUUUCCUUUUUUUUUUUCAUAUUUAAAAAUUUUAUAAAUUUCUAGUUUGCGUUCGAUAUAAUUUCAAUUAUGAAAAUCCAGGUAGAUUUUAGCGAUUUUCUUUUUAUAAUACUUUUUUAACUUAAUAUAAUUUUAUUUAAAGAUCUUUCAGAUGUACGAAGACCAUUUUGGUGCCCUUUUAAAUGGAAAUGGCCAAAAAGAGAAAUAGAAAGAAAAAAUAAAACAUACGAAGUGAAAUUAACACCAAAAAAAUGUCCUCAUUAUGCGGAGCCCAUUAUGUGCUGUGAAAUAAUGGAAGGGAUACCGCAUAAAAAAAAAAUUACUCCUCCUGAAUUAGAGAAAGUGAAAACUCAUGAAGAGAAAAAGAAAAAAGAAGUAGUAACGGAGAAAAUUGACAUCUAUUACUUUGACCAUGGGAACUCUGCAUAUUAUCGAACAACGGAUUCACCGCCCGUAUUAAUAACCGAGAAAUGUGCCGAAAAAACCGAUCAAGCAGCGAUUCGUUUCUGGGCCGAAAUAUUUGGGACAAUUCAUAUCGGCACUGCUUUCAUCACAGCAUUUAUUUUACAAUUAAUUCGAUUUAUACUUUAUAGUAUAAUCAGACCACUGACAGUGGGCAUUUUGCAAUUGUUUGCAGACUAUUUUAUAAAACCCCUAUUGUCAAUUGUGUUCAAUGCCCUCAUACAGCCUGUAUUGAUAUUGUUAUACAAUAUCGCAACAUCUUUCAAGGAUCUUUGCGAACCUAUCGCGGAAGCGAUAGGAUUGUUCUUACGAGAAAUCGCUCACGUGUGUGCGGCAAUUCGAAUCGUCGAAGUGAAACAGGGUACCGCUCCCCCGGUUGCUUGCACUUGAUGAUUGAAUAGAAGAGGAGAGCAAUUCUGAAUGAACGACGAAAUAUAUGAAAUAUAUUUUUGUUUUUAAGGGAAUAAGGUAUAAAACUCAAUAAUAUUUUGCGAUAUUCGUAAAAAAAUAGCACCAUGUAAGUGUUGACUUAAGUUUACUUCAAAAUAACCGUUUUCCAAGUUAUUUUAACCUCACACCUCCUACCUUGUACUAUAUCUUUAUUUUGUUGUUUAAGGUUGAAAAGGUGAAAGAAAGAACGAUUUACGUUAUACAUCUACUCUCUGAUUGAUUUUAUCUUGAUUUUGAGUUAUGAAAAAAAAUUGAAGUAAAAAACUGAAUUAUGAUUAAAUAGAGUGGAUCAGUUUUAACCCUUCGAGGUCUAAGUAUGUUAACUUAAGUACAGGCCUUAGCUUAGAUAUCUUUAUUUAGAAUAUCCACGAGGCCAUUUUUAUAACAUAUUUAUUUCUCUGAAUAUAUAUAUAUGACUUGAAAAUACUAGGUCUCAAAGGGUUAACAAAGAAACUAAAUUCUUCUAUUCGAUAUACUUAUAAAAAAGAACUUAAUACAAAAGUGUGCGUAUGAAAAGUAUCUUUCUUUUUCACUAAAUCACAAAUUUUAUCCGUUGUUCUUCUGUAGAUGAUGAUAAAAUCAUAUCUCGAUCAUCAAUUUGAAAAAGGCAUUCUGUCCCAGGAUAGAAAUGAUGUGAACUGAAGAAAAUUUGAAAAUAGCUCCGGUAAUAGCUGUUCAAGUUUUUAACGAAUAUAACACAUGCCUUAACACCAGGUAUAUAUUUGGUAUUAUUUAAACUUUACAAUAUUAUUAUCAGUUUCAUUCAUUUUGUUAUUUUUUGUUUUUUUUUUUCUUUUUUCUUUUUGUUUUUACAGAACAAAUUAUCCUCUUAUAGCAACUAACUUCGUCAAUAAUAAUCAAUAAUCAUCCUUCAUCUCUUUCGUAUAUCUUACUGUUUAAUAAAUUAUGUACAAUCUCACAAACAACAAACGGAGGAACCUAAUUACAUCAUGUAGUUGUUCACACUUCGCUAUGUACAGGUACUACUAGUUUUUACAGAAUUGCGCUUUCGCUCCACCUGCGUAUGUAGUCGUUAAUGCUUAAACUCUUGUCGUUCGCAUAUUCUAUUUAAAAAACAAAACAGAAAAGAGAAAGAAAAAAAAGAGAAAGAAAAA
Molecule: messenger RNA, 2797 nt
Organism: Apis mellifera (honey bee)
Lineage: Eukaryota; Metazoa; Arthropoda; Insecta; Hymenoptera; Apidae
Exons: 3
Coding region: 1047-1622 (191 amino acids)
Source: RefSeq, a predicted model, not a curated record